AUGGCUACUCGGCGGGAUUUCCUCAGCCAGCCGGCGCCCGAGAACUAUGUCGCCGGUCUUGGUCGUGGUGCGACGGGCUUCACGACCCGGUCAGAUCUUGGUCCUGCGCGUGAGGGUCCCAGCGAUGACCAAAUGAAGGAGAUGCUCGCCAAGCGCGCAGCACAACUUGGUCUCGACGGUGCCAAGAAGGACAAGGACGACAAGGAAGACGACGGCGGCAACGACGACGAGCGGUUCCAGGACCCCGACAACGAGGUUGGGCUGUUUGCGGGCGGCGUGUACGACAAGGAUGACGAGGAGGCCGACAAGAUCUGGGACUGGGUCGAGGAGCGGAUGGAUCGAAGAAGACGACAGCGUGAGGCGCGUGAGCAGACCGAAAGGGAGGAGUAUGAGCGGAACAACCCCAAGAUCCAGCAGCAGUUUACGGACCUGAAAAGGGCGCUGAGCACAGUGACGGACGACGAGUGGGCGAACCUGCCCGAAGUCGGCGAUCUGACGGGCAAGAAUCGGCGAAGUAGACAGGCGCUGCGGCAACGGUUCUACGCUGUGCCGGACAGCGUGCUCGCUGGCGCGAGGGAUCUGGGCGCCAUGGGCACGACGGUUGCGGAUGAUGGGGAUGCGUCAAGUGGUGCGGGGGGCGGCGACUCGGCCGAUGGGACGAUGACGAAUUUCGCUCAGAUUGGUGCGGCCAGAGGCAAGGUGCUCCAGUCACGCCUCGAGGCUGCGUCGCAGGUCAGCGGGGGCGAUGCGACGAGCGGCAGCGCGACCAGCAUCGAUGCGCAGGGCUACAUUACCGAUCUGAAUAGGCUACAAAUGACCGAGGGCCAGGCGCAGGUGGGCGACAUCAACCGUGUGCGGGAGCUGCUGUCCUCUGUGGUCAAGUCCAAUCCCAACAAUGCGCUCGGAUGGAUUGCGGCCGCGCGUCUAGAGGAGCUGGCUGGCAAGAUUGUAUCGGCACGGAAGACUAUCGAUCAGGGCUGUCAGCGAUGUCCCAAGAGCGAGGACGCCUGGCUGGAGAACAUCCGUCUGAACAACGACUCCCACAAUGCCAAGGUCAUCGCGCGGAGGGCCAUUGAGGCCAACAACCGAUCCGUCCGCCUCUGGGCCGAGGCCAUGCGUCUCGAGAACCUCCCCGCCAACAAGAAGCGCGUCAUCCGGCAGGCGCUCGACCACAUACCCGAGUCGGAGGCUCUGUGGAAGGAAGCCGUCAACCUGGAGGACGAUGAGAGCGACGCCAAGCUCAUGCUCGCCAAGGCAACCGAACUCAUCCCACUGUCGACGGACCUGUGGCUGGCCCUUGCCCGCCUGGAGACGCCCGAGAACGCGCAAAAAGUGCUCAACAAGGCGCGCAAGGCGUGCCCGACGUCUCACGAGAUCUGGAUCGCUGCCGCGCGGCUGCAGGAACAGCUCGGCCAGGGGCAGAAGGUCAACGUCCUCAAGCGUGCCGUGCAGGUUCUGGCCAAGGAGUCCGCCAUGCCGAAGCGCGAGGAGUGGAUCGCCGAGGCGGAGCGAUGCGAGGAGGAGGGCGCCCUCGUCACCUGCGAGGCUAUUAUCCGCGAGACCCUUGGCUGGGGGCUCGACGAGGACGACGACCGUAAGGAGACCUGGAUGGACGACGCGCGGGCGAGUAUCAACAGGGGCCGCUACGAGACGGCUCGUGCUAUCUACGCCUACGCGCUACGCGUGUUCGUCAACAGCAAGACGCUCUGGACGGCUGCUUCCGACCUAGAGAGAAAUCACGGCACAAGAGAAUCCCUGUGGCAGGUCCUCGAGAAGGCUGUUGAGGCCUGCCCCAAGAGCGAGGAUCUAUGGAUGAUGCUCGCUAAGGAGAAGUGGCAGGCCGGCGAGGUCGACGGCGCACGAUUGGUGCUCAAGCGCGCCUUCAACCAGAACCCCAACAACGAGGAUAUUUGGCUCGCCGCCGUGAAAUUAGAGUCGGCGAACGAUAACGAGGACCAGGCGAGGAAACUACUCGAAAUCGCACGGGAGCAGGCACCGACCGACCGCGUGUGGAUGAAGAGCGUGGUGUUUGAGCGGGUGCUCGGGAACCUGGAAACGGCAUUAGACCUCAACCUCAAGGCGCUGCAGCUGUUCCCCGUGACGGCGAAGCUAUGGAUGCUCAAGGGGCAAAUCUACGACGACCUGGGCAAGGUAGGACAGUCACGCGAGGCCUACGCGCAAGGUGUCAAGGCCGUGCCCAAGGCCGUGCCCCUAUGGUUACUAUAUGCUCGCUUGGAGGAGAAUGCCGGUAACACCGUUAAGGCUCGUUCCGUCCUGGAACGCGCUCGCCUCGCGGUGCCCAAGAAUGCAGAGCUAUGGCGCGAGUCCGUCCGUCUCGAGAGGCGGAGCGGGAAUAUGACCCAGGCCAAGUCCAUCAUGGCGAGAGCGCUGCAAGAGGUGCCCAAGAGCGGCAUUCUGUGGGUGGAACAGAUCUGGCAUCUCGAGCCGCGGACGCAGCGCAAGCCCCGGUCACUCGAGGCCAUCAAAAAGGUCGACAGCGACGCAGCGCUCUUCAUCGCGGUGGCGCGCAUCUUCUGGGCGGACCGGAAGCUCGACAAGGCGCAGAGCUGGUUCGAGAAGGCCCUCGUGCUAGACAGCGACAAUGGCGAUGGCUGGGCGUGGUACUACAAGUUCCUGACGCAGCACGGCACGGAGGAGAAAAAGGCGGACGUGGUGACAAAGUGCGUGCUGAACGAGCCGCGCCACGGCGAGGUCUGGCAGACGGUGGCCAAGCACCCCACGAACGCGAGGAAGGGGGUCGAGGAGAUUCUGAAGCUGGUGGCCGCCGAGCUGGAUGCGUAG
Emericellopsis cladophorae is the source of this 2802-nucleotide messenger RNA. RefSeq lists its product as uncharacterized. The record is from RefSeq and is a predicted model, not a curated record. Gene Ontology annotation, cellular component: catalytic step 2 spliceosome; U4/U6 x U5 tri-snRNP complex. Gene Ontology annotation, molecular function: protein binding. The transcript has a single exon. The coding region runs from base 1 to 2802 and encodes 933 amino acids. Gene Ontology annotation, biological process: spliceosomal tri-snRNP complex assembly; mRNA splicing, via spliceosome. NCBI's taxonomy places the organism in Eukaryota, Fungi, Ascomycota, Sordariomycetes, Hypocreales, Bionectriaceae.